Molecule: messenger RNA, 1878 nt
Organism: Electrophorus electricus (electric eel)
Lineage: Eukaryota; Metazoa; Chordata; Actinopteri; Gymnotiformes; Gymnotidae
Gene: neurod6b
Product: neuronal differentiation 6b
Biological process (GO): positive regulation of transcription by RNA polymerase II; axon development; sensory organ development
Cellular component (GO): nucleus
Molecular function (GO): E-box binding; protein dimerization activity; DNA-binding transcription factor activity, RNA polymerase II-specific
Source: RefSeq, a predicted model, not a curated record
AGAGAGAGAGAUUAAAGGAAUUCUUGCAGCCUUACAGCAAACACAUGGAAGGUGGUGCUGAAAUCGAGAGGAAUUUUGAAUAUGCAAGCUAAACGUUAAAAGAAGAGACAGGGACAAUGUUGACCGUACCAUUUGAAGAGCCAGACAUGAUGUGCGAACCUCAAUUCGGCGCCAGCUUUCCCCGAGAGAACAUCAACGAGAGUCUAAAGCAUGAGCGCUCCAUUAGAAGACUCGACGACACCACUCAUUUGGAAUUAAAGGAAACGGAGGACGAAAAUUCGGACAGAGAGGAAGAAGAGAGAGACGAGGACCAGGACGAUAACGGCCUACCUAAGAGACGGGGACCGCGCAAGAAGAAAUCUUCCGACAGGUGCUUGGAUAGGGUCAAACUGCGACGCCAAGAAGCCAACGCGCGCGAGCGCAGUCGUAUGCACGGUUUGAAUAACGCGCUGGAGAGUCUGCGCAAGGUCGUGCCCUGCUACUCUAAAACGCAGAAGCUGUCCAAGAUCGAGACACUAAGAUUGGCGAAAAAUUACAUCUGGGCACUGUCAGAGACCCUCAGCGCAGGCAAGAGACCCGAUCUCCUUGCCUUUGUGCAAACGUUGUGUAAGGGAUUAUCGCAGCCCACCACCAAUUUAGUGGCGGGCUGCCUGCAACUGAAUGCUAGAAAUUUUCUCACUGAUCACAACGGUGAGGUUUCGUUCUCUGACAGGCCUCCCUACGACUCUCUGUACCCCUAUCCAAGCACUGAGAUAAGCACGCCCACCGGGCACGUCGCGGGGACCAUGGACAGCGCCAAACCAUUCCGUUCUUACAACUACUGCAAUACUUACGAGUCCUAUUACGACAGUGCAUCUCCCGAUGGCAGUAGCCCACAUUUUGACAGCCAGCUAAGCCCCCCUAUUAACUACAACGGGAUUUUCUCUUUUAAAAAACACGAGGACCAGGCAGAGUAUGGUAAGAACUGUCAUUACGGCAUGAGAUACUGUGGCGUGCCUGGACGGGGCUCCUUUGGCCACAGUUCCAUGUACAGAGUCUCCCCUGACAGCCAUUUCCCAUAUGACCUGCAUCUCCGUAGCCAACCCUUCCAGACCCAGGACGAAUUAAACACGGGUUUUCAUAAUUAAAAGCGUGCGAAAAAGGUUGAUUUUGUUACCCCUCUCUGACAAUUAGCCUAACGCCCUUUCAACAAGGAGGGGGACGCACCGUAUUUUUCGUUCAAAUGUCAGUUGAUGUUUUACCUAAUUUUAUUCGAUCUCAAUAAAUGUCGUAUUAUUAAAUCUAACAUAUUUAUUUAAUGUCCUUCGUUUUUUAAUGUAAGCUUAUUUAUUAAAUCACACUACUGGGUAUGGUAGCUUUGCAUGUGAUCCACAUUUGAUAUUUUUUAUUUUCUUCAUGAAAAAUAAGGGAAAAAUAAUAUCAAAGACUAAUUAAAGGUGAUUAUAAACAAUGUUCAGUUUUUCGAUUAGAAAAAGCGGAACCGCAGUAAAGCUAAUGAAAAAUAGGAACUAUGCAACACGGAGCCACCUUCUUCAAAUUUACCGGAUUUAUUGAAGAUAUGUAUAUAGUCGCAUUGUGUAAAUUGUGCCAUUUAACCUACUGUUAUAAUUCGUAGGUUAGUUUAAGUUGUUUUGAAAGAAAUGACUUGAAAUGACACCAUAUGGUACAAUACAGUCCAAACAUGAAUGUUUAUGAAUGUAAUGUAAUGUGGUGGCGAAGGAUGUAUUUAACCAAUAUGUUUCAAUCAAUAUCAGAAAACUCAUUUCCAAGCACGCCUUGACAGUGAACGAUGCGAGCGUGAAAUGUGUAGCCCGCGGAGAACAUAACUUCGUUUGUAUUUCAAUCAACAUCAAAAUAAAUCUUGGAUGUAAUGUGAUG